Messenger RNA from Cajanus cajan (pigeon pea), 1239 nucleotides. Its product is annotated as azadirone synthase LFS. NCBI's taxonomy places the organism in Eukaryota, Viridiplantae, Streptophyta, Magnoliopsida, Fabales, Fabaceae. The record is from RefSeq and is a predicted model, not a curated record.
UAAAGUAAGCUUUGUAGGAGUCAGGAACAUGCUAUUAUUGGAUCUAAGUAAAGGAAGAGAAGAAGAAAUCAGCAACAAUGAAACUCCCUAUCAUAGAUCUUUCCUCACCUGAUCGUCUUUCUACUGCCAAUUCCAUCCGUCAGGCGUGCAUUGAGUAUGGUUUCUUUUACCUUGUGAACCAUGGAGUGGAGAAUGAUGACAUGGUGAAAGCUUUUGAUGAGAGUAGAAGGUUCUUCUCACUUUCACUUGAAGAAAAAAUGAAGUUGGCUCGCAAGGAGUUUAGAGGUUAUACUCCUCAGGAUCCUACUUUAGGCCUCCAAGGAGAUUCAAAAGAGAGCUUUUAUAUUGGUCCAAUGGCUGAUUCAACAAAUGCUAAUCUCAAUCAAUGGCCUUCAGAUGAAUCACUUGAAAAUUGGAGACCAUCAAUAGAAUCCUUCUACUGGAAACUCUUUGGAGCUGGAAAAAAGUUGUUAUCUCUAAUUGCCCUUUCCUUGAAUAUGGAUGAUGAUUUCUUUGAGAAGAUAGGUGCUGUGGACAGACCAUCAGCUUUUCUUCGCCUUUUGCGCUAUCCAGGUGAAAUGGGAUCUCACGAAGAGAUAUGUUCUGCUCAUUCAGAUUCUGGCACACUCACUCUUCUAACGACCGAGGGAGUUCCAGGACUACAGAUCUGUCGGGACAAGUUAAGGGAACCACUAGUCUGGGAAGAUGUAUCUUACAUAGAGGGGGCCUUUAUUGUGAACAUUGGAGAUUUGAUGGAGAGGUGGACAAAUUGUUUAUACAGGUCAACAAUGCACCGGGUUAAACGAACUUGCAAAGAGCGUUAUUCGAUGGCAUUUUUCUUAGACCCUCAUCCCGAUUGUAUCGUGAAAUGCAUAGAAAGUUGUUGCAGCGAGUCAUCUCCUCCAAGAUUCGCUCCAAUCCGCAGUGGAGACUACAUGGAUGCACGUACAAGAAACACACCAGUUUGACAAGAAUUUAAAAUGUUUUAUCCACUCAUUUAUUUAAGAAAAUAAAUUAAUAAACCAAAGAGCUUAAGCAAUAAGGAUGCGAGAGGAAAACGAUCACUAGAAGAUCUUUUCAGCCUGAAUGCAUGCCAUUGAUUGAAGUUGUCCUCUCUUUUCAUCAAUUAUUUCCCACUUCAAAUAUGUUGUCGACUAUUUUAUAUUCCUGCAUUCUGGAUAGUGUGUCUGUUUAAAAUUGAUUAUGGGAAAUUUUUGUAGAGCUGGUACGUCAUUUCCA